Ipomoea nil (Japanese morning glory) is the source of this 543-nucleotide messenger RNA. RefSeq lists its product as uncharacterized. The record is from RefSeq and is a predicted model, not a curated record. Bases 59 to 352 code for a protein of 97 amino acids. Lineage: Eukaryota; Viridiplantae; Streptophyta; Magnoliopsida; Solanales; Convolvulaceae. The transcript has 3 exons.
CAUACUCACUCAGCUCCAUCCAAACACUACUUAUAAAGAAGCUAAGGAAAUUGGGAAAAUGUUGCUGCAAAUUAGGGUUUCAGCAGUCUCACUUAUACUUCUAGUGUUGAUUGCUCAAUGCCCCUCAAAUGCUCAUCCUCAACAAGGUCGAUCAUUUGGUGUUGGAAGAUGGAAUUCCCCUUCAAAUGGAAAGGUAUUUAUCGAUACGAAACACGGACCGAUUACAACAACAAACAAGUUGAAAACACGAAAAUUGGGCAUGGUAGAGAAACGCAAAGAGAUGCCUCCUGGUUUUGUUGCCUACACUCUUGAUUACCAUCCUCCAAAGCAUCAUCCACCCAAGAACAAUUAAAUAUUUUAAGCUAAUUUAUACGUAUUUUAAGAAAAUUUUCUCUUCUCGUAACAUGUCUAGAUGUGUACGUAUGUAGUACUAUAUGUAUACUUCUUUAAGUUGUACCUGCAGUUUUGUAUUUCCUUGGACUCGUUUUGUGUUUAACUAAGAGAGAAUGAUGGUGAGAUAUAUGUAAUCUCAUGAUUUUCCCA